Messenger RNA from Balearica regulorum gibbericeps (East African grey crowned-crane), 1722 nucleotides. The record is from RefSeq and is a predicted model, not a curated record. Lineage: Eukaryota; Metazoa; Chordata; Aves; Gruiformes; Gruidae.
AUGGAGUAUAUGAGCACGGGUAGUGAUAGCAAAGAGGAGAUUGACUUGUUGCUAACUAAUUUAAAUAUGUCUGAGGUGAUAGACAUCAUGGAAAACCUUGCCGUCUAUGAAGACAGCUUAAUUACAAUGUGUGAAGAGGCAAAUCAAAAUGAAGAACGUACGGAAUCUUUACUGUUUUGUGAAAGGGAGGUUUCUUUGAUGUCCUCCGUCAAAUAUGGGACUGUGGAAGACCUGCUUGCUUUUGCAAAUCAGGUGUCUAAUGCUGCCAAACAAUUUAAAGGAUGCAGACAGCAAGAAUCUGGAAUCCUCUUGAAUAUGGUAAUCACACCCAAGAAUGGGCGCUAUCAAAUUGACUCAGAUGUGCUCCUGUUUCCAUGGAAGCUGACUUACAGGAACAUUGGCUCUGAUUUUAUUCCUCGGGGAGCUUUUGGGAAGGUGUACUUAGCCCAAGAUAGAGAAACCAAGAAACGAAUGGCGUGCAAACUGGUUCCAGUGGAACAGUUCAAACCAUCAGAUGUUGAAAUACAAGCAUGUUUCCGUCAUGAAAACAUUGCUGAAUUAUACGGUGCUAUUCUGUGGGAUGAGACGAUCCAUCUCUUUAUGGAAGCUGGAGAGGGAGGAUCUGUCAUGGAAAAGCUGGAGAGUUGUGGUCCUAUGAGAGAAUUUGAAAUCAUUUGGGUGACAAAGCAUAUUCUGAAAGGACUUGACUUUCUCCACUCCAAGAGGAUUAUCCACCACGAUAUCAAACCAAGCAACAUUGUCUUUAUGUCAACUAAGGCUGUUUUGGUGGAUUUUGGCCUAAGUGUGCAAAUGACUGAAGACAUUUACUAUCCCAAAGACCUUAGAGGAACAGAGAUUUACAUGAGCCCUGAAGUUAUCCUCUGCAGAGGCCACACAACUAAAGCAGACAUCUACAGCAUGGGAGCUACUAUUAUUCAUAUGCAAACCGGCAUCCCACCCUGGGUGAACAGAUAUCCUCGCUCUGCAUACCCAUCCUACCUCUAUAUUAUACACAAGCAAGCUCCCCCUUUAGAGGACAUUGCUGAAGACUGCAGCGCUUCCAUGAGACUGUUGCUAGAAGCAGCUCUAGAAAGGAAUCCUAAUCAUAGGCUGUCUGCAGCAGACUUACUCAAACACGAAGCCUUACACCCACCCCCAGAAGAGCAACCACGGUGCCAGAGUCUGGACUCAGCAUUGUUUGAAAGGAAAAGACUACUCGCAAGGAAGGAGCUGCAGUUGCCAGAAAACAUUACAGAUUCUUCGUUGUGUACCGGGAGCAUGGAAGAGUCAGACCUGCUAAAGAGGCAAAGAUCACUCUACAUAGAUCUUGGAGCUCUAGCUGGUUACUUCAAUAUUGUUAGGGGACCACCAGCCUUAGAAUACGACUGACUGAGUAACGUUGUAUGUUGGCAGGUCAGAACUGGACCUCUACCUCUUAAAACUUGAUUUUAAGACUUGAUUUUUCGAAUUUGUACAUAAAAAUAUUGCCAUUGUAGGCUGCAAAAUGUGAAUAGUGUUUAAUUGCACAGAUGAUUAAGCUAAACCCUUAGGGGCUCUGAUAAGCUGAUCCCAAGCAACGAUAUUGUGCGUCUACUGGUUGACCAACAAGAAGAUGGCAAAAAGAACACUGCUGGGAAUGUCUUAAUCCAGGAUAUCUUCUUGCGCUGGACCUUGCACUUUUAUAAAACUUGUAGUACAUGCUUGCAAAUACUGUCGUCAAAA